Plodia interpunctella (Indianmeal moth) is the source of this 9633-nucleotide messenger RNA. It is a transcript of the gene hyd, whose product is annotated as hyperplastic discs. Gene Ontology annotation, molecular function: ubiquitin binding; RNA binding; ubiquitin-ubiquitin ligase activity. Gene Ontology annotation, biological process: positive regulation of canonical Wnt signaling pathway; protein polyubiquitination. Gene Ontology annotation, cellular component: cytoplasm; nucleus. The record is from RefSeq and is a predicted model, not a curated record. NCBI's taxonomy places the organism in Eukaryota, Metazoa, Arthropoda, Insecta, Lepidoptera, Pyralidae. The transcript has 51 exons. The coding region runs from base 195 to 8774 and encodes 2859 amino acids.
GUUAUUUUCCUUCUUUUUUCGUCAUGUACCGACUCACAUGUAUUUGAGAACGAGAAACGAUCGCGAAAGAAAUCUCGAGAAAUAUGGUGGUUUUAUGAGGAUUUUAGGUGGUGUUCUUUUGUUCUUGCAGUUUUGUGGUGAAUUAACAAAUGUGUUAUUUUUGAAUAUUGCUAGAUCAGGACAAGACCUUGGAAAUGUCUUCAAUGCAUUUUGUGGUCCAGCCUUUGCCUGGAACGGAGGAUCAAUUGAUAGAUAGAAUCAAGGAAGUAGCAGAGCGAUGGAAUCGCUAUGGGACAGGUGCAGGAUCGUCAGCACUCAGCUCAUUGAGAGGCGUGCGCGCAGUAGCUGCCGGGCCUGCACAUAUUGCGUGUUUGCUUGAAGAUGGCACGAUAUGUCGAGCAGCAUUCUCUAUCAUUCCCGACAGAUUAGACUUGAGUAAAGCAGAUGCCAGUAAAAAUGGCGGGAAUGGUGGUGGAGGCAGUGGAGGAGGAGGAACGGGCGGUGGGAAACAAGGGGGCAGCGGCGGAGGCUGCGGCUCGAGGCAACAGCCACGUACCAGAGCGCGAAUUAUGAGAAACACAAUUCGAGCUGCCCCCAGCUCACAAGGAUCAACUAGCCGUGCGACUGGUGUUAUUAUAGGCGCAUCGAGUUCUGGACGCGUGGUUUCGGUGCCGGCACCAUUUGUUCCAGAGGAUCUGGUCACACAGGCGCAAGUGGUACUACAGGGCAAAAGCAGGAGUUUGAUUAUCAGAGAGCUGCAGCGUACAAAUCUGGACGUAAAUCUGGCGGUGAACAACUUGCUGUCGCGUGAUGACGAAGAAGGAGAGGAGCCUGAAGGUGGAGAGGGUGGCGACGGCUACGUCCCCGAGGACCUCAUCUCCCUACUGGACGGCGGGUUUCACGCGGCUCAGCAGGACCAGUCCGUCAUCAUCGAUGCCGACGCCAUGUUUUCUGAGGACAUCUUCGGGUACGCGGCUAUCAGAAGUCGUAGUGGGGCGGGCGGUGGUAGCAGUGGGGGGCGCGGGGGUGCAAGCCGUGAGAGUGGUAGCUCCACACAGGAGCGACCAUCGGAAUUCAGUCGAUGGCGCGAGCGGCAGUACUUUGGCCCACGCAGAUGGCUUGAGUCUGCACUCAGGGAUACCUCGUGGGAUAAAGAUGGAACCGAAAGCAAGAAGAAAGAUUCAGCAAUGGCGGCAUCUCCUCUGUGGGUGUCGGAAGAACUGGAAUACUGGGACAGCAAUAUCAGGUUUACCCACAUAGCGGCUACCCACAGUGAGCUCGUGGCGGUCUCCACUCAGGGUCAACUGCAUCAGUGGCGCUGGGCGGAUGCUCAUCCGUACCAACGUAAUGAGGCUGGAUCUGUGAGCGCUUUCCACCCUCGCUCCAACUGGUUGGGCUUGCUGUCCGGCGAACGCAUCGUGAACAUCAGCGCGGCCGGCAUCCGCAUCUCCGUGCUGACGGACGCGGGACGCGUGGCCACCUUCCUGGACGAGUCUAUUGCACAUGCCCCGGGCGCUUCCCGCCUAGAGCACCCAUUGCAGGUGUUCUCCGAAUUCGGUUCUGACAAGGCCAUAUCCUUACACGUGUGCUCGCUCUACACCGUCGCGAGACUUGAAUCUGGAGCGCUUUAUUGGUGGGGCGUACUGCCGCUGGGCCAGCGCGCCCGGCUGUGGGAGAAGCACCGCGCGCGCUCGCGCAAGCAGCAGCGCGGGCACUCCUCCGCCGCGCCGCAGGACCUGCAGGCCGGACAGAGCGUCACUAUGAAGAACGCGCCCAUGUACCAGCCGGGGGCCAUCGGUUUCAAUAUGUCAACGGGUGUGCCUAAAGUGGGCAUACUUCAAAAUGCCGCCUGGAAUUUGUCAGACAUGUGCCGCUUCAAACUUUUGCCGCCGCCACAACCCGACCGUUCCGUAUCAGACAAAGACAAGAGGGAUUUACAGAACCAGUCGCCUCUGACCGUGUCGUCGGUGAAGGCGUCGUCAUCAAGCAGCAGCGGCAAGGACUCCGGCAAGGACAGUAAUAAGGACAUGGCCGACCGCCUCGACAUGCCGCCGCCGCCCAGCCCCGCCUCCUCCACUUGCAGUGACACCAGCACUUCACACAAACGUGCUAAACGUGUGACAGUCCGCGGCGAGGAAGGCUCUUCAAAUGACGGAUCCAAACGGGAUGAAGAAGAGUGGCCGCUGAAAGAAGUACUUUUCUUGGAGGAUGUCAAAAGUGUGCCAUUAGGACGAGUGCUCAAAGUUGAUGGAGCUUACGCGGCUGUUCGCUUCCCGACUGUAGGAAAAGACGGUAAAGAAGUGGUGCCAUCCACGCCCGACGAUUGGACGACAAUUCUUCAAGAUUGUCGACUUGUACGCAAAGAUGACUUGGUUGCGGUGAAGUGGGGCGCGGGCGGGGCGGCGGGCCCCAGGGGCCCUGAUUGCCUUCAAAGAUCACCCAGGAAGAUCGCAUUGCCACCCGACGUGCAAGUUAUUACUAUCGCUGUGGAUAGUCGCGGCGUCCAUGCCGUAGUGCGCCGGCCCGGUGGAGCCCUAGCGUACGCCGUGUAUGCAGUGGGAACUACACGCGCACUCACCGAUAGCACUUUCCCCACUGAUCAUAGCGCUUUACUCGGGUACUCUAACGGGGCCGCCAUACAGCUGGCUACAGCUGCUGAAGGCAGCGAGCCGGUGGUGGUGAUGCUGGACGGCAACUCGGCGCUGUACCCCGUGGCGCGGGACUGCGUGGGCAUGGUCCGGGAGCCGCCGCCGCUGGACCUGCCGCCCGCGCGCGCGCUCGCCGCGCACGCCGUGCCGCUGCAUCCGCACUCCGCCGCCGUCUCGCACCACGCCGCGCUCAAGUCGCAGGUGGCGUUGAUAAUCUUAGUGCCAGAACCGCAGCUCAUGAUGCCGCGUGUCUUGCGUUGCGACCUCGAUGGUGUACGUCAGUUACUACACCAACUGGAAUCUGAUGCCAACAAACAACAGAUGCUGGCGAUAUUACAAGAACGUUGCGACGGCAACAGGAAUAUUAUUCACGCGUGCGUUCACAUGUGCGCACCAACAUCCAACAAGGAACCUGAUAUAGUGGAGAACCCCUCGAUGCCAACCUUGGCUGGCAGCACGGGAGGCAGCGGCGCAAGCUCCGAAGAGACUGUCCCGGCUCUGUCAUGGCCGCCGGAGACUUUCGAAGCUUCUGGGGACGAGGACAGCCUCAUGGGACUUACUAAUAAUGGAAAAAUGUCUGGAGGUGGAAACAGCGGUGGGGGCGCUGUCAGCGCUGACCCCGCGGAGAGACGUGGAAACGCGCUCUCGGCCCUCCGCGCCCUGUGCGAGAGCCCCGCCCUGCAGCCCUACCUGAUGCAGCUGCUCACUGCCAAGGAUGGCAUGGGUCAAACGCCGCUAAUGCAAGCGGUAUCGGAACGAGCGUACCGCGCCGCUCUAGUAAUCCUCGACGCGAUACGCGCGUGUCCCGAAGCGGACGAGGCGCAGCGUUCGGCAGCUAUCUUUCCGCCAAACGCUCAUCCCGAUCAUUCACCUCUGCUUGUACUAUGCUGCAAUGAUACCUGCAGCUUUACCUGGACCGGACAAGAGCAUAUUAACCAGGAUAUAUUCGAGUGCAAGACGUGCGGUCUAACUGGAUCGCUGUGUUGCUGUACGGAAUGUGCGAAAGUGUGUCACAAAGGUCACGAUUGUAAACAGAAGCAGACGUCCCCCACGGCGUAUUGUGAUUGUUGGGAGAAAUGCCGCUGCAAAGCUUUAGUUGGCGGCAACUGGGCCGCCCGCUGCGAUUUGUUGGCGCGACUGGCUCGGGACACGCAGUUGGCUACUCAUUUUAAUUCAAGGGGCGAAUCAAUCCUGCUGUUCCUAGUGCAGACAGUGGGCCGGCAGGCGGUGGAGCAGCGUCAGUUCAGGGCGGGCGGGCGCGGCGGACGCGGGCCGCGCAAGCAGCCCGGCUCCGACGCGGAGGUGGACGCGCCCGACCACGACCUCGAGCCGCCCAGGUUCGCGAGGCGGGCGCUGCUGCAUCUGCUGGGUGACUGGCCGGCCGUGGAGGCCGCAGUGAUGUGCGGCGCGUCGGCCGGCAGCGAGGAGCCGCGGCCCGCCAGCCCCGCGCCGCACCAGUCGGGCACCACGCUGCUGGACAAGUUCACGCAUGCGCUCAUCGUCAAGUGCACUAAUGAAACUCUAGACACGCUGCUCAACACAUUAAUCCGAGAGCAACAGAACGACACAAUCCCGGGGCGAGCCGAUCGUGCCCGCGAGGUCGCCCGCCGCUUCGUGCGCUCCAUCGUGCGGAUAUUCGUCAUUUUCAGCGUUGAGAUGGCACCCGGUGCUGCCAAGAAAAAGGGGCCGUUAACAAUAACGUCAUCAUUGGUCCGUUGUCGCCGAGUGUUUGCAGCGUUAGUGGCCCUCGCCGUGGAGGAAUUAGUCGAAGCCGCUGAUGCUUUACUGGCCCCCGUGCGGUUAGGGGUCGUUCGCCCCACUGCGCCCUUCCCCCUGGCAAAUACUUAUGUCGAAUUGGUUAAUGGAAGCGAGGAUUUGUUUGGAGUGGAGCCACUUUCGACAGGACAUUCACGGUUGGCUGCACAUCCGCGCCGCGAGUCAAACAACACGGGCGGCCGCAGCAACGCAGCCGGUGGUACUUCUAUGGGUAGUUCCACCCUAGUGCCAGAUAGGUCAUCGACCCCGGUCGCAACAGAGUACGCCGACGACGUGGCCGGAGAGGCUUUGGGUGGUGAUGACGACGCUUCGGAGACCGACGAGCCCAAUGUUCCGGCGCCGGUCCCAGCUGCUGAUGCGCAGCAUCACGAUGACCCUAUGGGUGAUCGACAACAAGAACAACACGUGGUAGUAGAAAAUGGCACUGAACGCGCCGAAGGCGGCGAAAGUGAAAGUGAACUCGACUUGUUGGCUGAAGUGGAGACUGAGAGCGACUCGGACGACCAAGACAACGCAGAGUCUGCCCAGCGUAGCGUGCAAACUGGCGCCACGCAGGGUUCCGAUGCUGGUAUAGCAUCACUGCUGUUGUACCCUGAAGACGAAAGCGGAGACUCAACUCAGCCCGAGGACGAAGACUCAGAAGCCGGGGAAACAGACGAACAAGACGGGGAGACAGAGCCGCCGCUACAUGACGGGGAACCUCUGGAGCGCCGCACCGCGCCCCCCUCACGCCCUAACCUAGCGCCCCACUCCAUGCAAUGGGCUAUACGAAACCGUGAGCCGAAUCGCGGUACGAGCAGUAGCACUGGCGGUGUGCGUUUGUCUGGCGGCUCGUCUCUCGUGUUCAUUGACCCCGCGUCACUGCGGCGGUCCGCCGCGGCCGCAGCGGCUGGCGCCCAGGACCCGCAUUCUACAUCUACCACUGCUUCCUGCCUCGCCAGAGCUUUUGGCAUCGUGAUCCGCCAAAUAGCCGACCUCCUAUGGGAAUACGAGCGUCUAACCCUGCCUUUGCCAAGAGUAGUCCCACUCGCGUACAGAGAGGCUCUGCGCCUGCAAUGUUAUCUCGAGAGGCAAUUGAAACCCACCUGGGACUGGCUCGUCACCGUUAUGGAUGCUACUGAAGCCCAACUCAGAUUCGGCGCGUCUCUAACGACGAACAACGCAAGUAGCUCCAGCACCGGCGAGAGCAGCCGCACCACCGCGCCCGCCGCGCGGCGGACCACAUCGUUCACGUCGCCCGCCACACGCAUCAUCGGCUUCGGCGGCCCUGAAGUGCCCAGGUCCAGAGACCGCGAACAAGGAGUGGAAGCCGGCAGUGCCCGUCGCGAAUUCCUAGCCUACUGCCUAUCGCUCCUCCGCGCCCACAGCGCAGAACACGCGGAACAACUGCCCGUGUUAGAUGUAGCCGCGUUAAAACAUGUGGCGUACGUGCUCGAUGCCUUCGUGUACUACAUGCGCGCCGCUCAGCCGCAGCCCAGUCACCACCAUCACAUGUGGACUUCGGAUGAGAAUGAGAACGAGGAAGGCGAAGAAGAAAUGGUAGUGGGCGCCAACGCGGCCGCGGAGUCUGACAACGAAAGCGAUGGAGCGCGCGGACGCUCACACGCCUUCUUCCAACGAUCUGAGUCUACGCUUUGCUUGGGGUGCCCGCCGCCCGAUCCCUUCAACAUGACAAUGCAAGACGCGUUGCCGCUGGCGGACCAGCCGCAGCUGCUGCAGCCGAACGCGAGACGCGAGGAGCUGUUCGGGAUGCCGCGCCAGCCCGUCACCGUGCCCGCGUCGGGCCUCGGCCCGCCGGGGGCCAACAACCCGCUAGAAGUGGUCCCCCGGCGGCUGGGGCUGUCGAGCCGCGGGUCGGGGUCGGGGCCGGCGGAGGCCGCGUGGUCUCCGCCCGCACGCCCCGCUUCCGCGCCGCCCGCGCCGCCCGCACACUCGCACGUCAUGGCUAGAGACGAACCACAGGACUUAUCGUGUACAAAGGAUGUAGGAUCGAAAAUGGAUGUAGAUACAGACGGCGAAUACUUAUCCGACUCUGAUUCAAAUGAAGCUAGAGCUAUACCAAGGAAGAAGCAUCACAGGCAUCCACACUCGCUGGCCAUGUCAUCAGGCAGUUCCAUGCAAGAGUCGACUUCGCAAGCCUCGGAAUUCAACACAUUAGUCAACACAGCUUGUUCCAUUAUAGAAGCCCCACAUCAACAGCUCGCCGGAUCGCCUUCUCCAGGCCCCAGCAGCGCCGCGGCCGAGCCCCGCGCCUCGUCGUCGCGCAGUCCUGGCAAGACUGUUAUUGUACGUGCUGGUGAAUUAUUAAGCGCAGCCGACCCACUGGAAUCACAGGAGAUAUCGGCGCACGUCACUGUAGAGACCACAGGCUUGCCGCCGCCUCCAAUCUUGCCAUCACUGAAUACUCAGCCACGAGUCUGCCCAUCGCUCGGCGCAUCAGUCUCACACGACUUACUCCUUGGCCGAUGGCGUCUAUCCUUAGAUCUGUUCGGACGAGUGUUCACUGAAGACGUGGGCCUCGAGCCUGGUUCAGUGGUGGACGAGCUGGGAGGGUUCCCCGUCAAGGAAGUCAAAUUCCGCAGGGACAUGGAGAAGCUUCGGAAUUCUCAACAGAGGGAUUUGACUUUGCACAAGAUGGAACGCGAUCGCGCUAAGUUACUUCAGCAAACAUUUGCCGAAUUGAACACAGCAUUCGCGGGCCAGAACCGCCGCGCGCACAGCGCUCAGCCGCCGCUGGCCGUCAACCGCGUCAAAGUCACCUUCAGGGACGAGCCGGGAGAGGGCAGCGGCGUCGCUCGCUCCUUCUACACCAGCGUCGCUGAGGCUUUGCUAGCGAACGAGAAGCUUCCGCCUCUAGAGCCGAGCACAAGCAGUGGCAGCAGCAACAACACCAACGGCGCGGCUGGCGCGGCCAGCUCCGGCAGCGGCACCGCCAGCACCGGCAGCAGUGGCACGAGAAGCGGCGGCGCGAGCCGCGCGCGGUCCAAGGAGGCGGCGCGGCGGACGCCGGGGCGGCCGGCGCCGCGCCCGCCCGCCGCGCGCGAGCCCCGCCGCGUGCUCAGCGUCGACGCCAGGCCCUACUCCCCGCAGGCUGCACCUGGCACCGAAGGUGCUGGAUAUAGUGGAGACAGACCAGGAGGACAUAAUGAACAUUUAACACUGCAUCAAGCACAACUAGGCGAAAGAUUAUAUCCGAAGGUACACUCACUGCACCCGACAUUUGCCGGUAAGAUCACUGGCAUGCUGCUAGAAUUGACCCCGGCUCAGCUUCUAGUUCUACUCGCGAGCGAGGACGCGUUACGGCAGAAAGUGCGCGAGGCGAUGGAUCUCAUUGUUAUGCACCCUUCAGAGGCCAUACUUGAUCUGGAUGUGUUCUCCCUGUCGGAGCGCGGCGGGCGCACGGUCGCGGGCGCCCCAGCGCCGCCGCCGGCCGCGCCGGCUGCGGACGACGCGGCGCCGCUGUUCUACUCGCCCGGCAAGCGCGGGUACUACUCGCCCCGCCAGGGCCGCGCCACCACGGAGAGGAUCAAUGCUUUUAGGAAUGUUGGCAGGAUAAUUGGCCUGUGCCUGCUGCAAAACGAGCUUUGCCCCAUGUUCCUGAAUCGGCACGUGCUGAAGUACAUCCUGGGCCGGCCCGUGCGCUUCCACGACCUGGCCUUCUUCGACCCCGUCGUGUACGAGAGCCUGCGCCAGCUCGUCGCUGACGCCGAGAGGGGCGACUCGCAGACGCUUUUCGCGGCGCUCGACCUCAACUUUAGUCUAAAUAUGUGUGAAGAAGAAGGCGGCGGCUGCGUGGAAUUAGUUCCCGGAGGCCGCGAGCUCGAAGUAACGGCGCUCAACGUGUACGACUAUGUGCGCAAAUAUGCGCAGCAUCGCAUGCUGUUGUCCCAAGAAAAAGCAUUAGAGGCAAUGCGAGUAGGAGUCCUCGACGUGCUGCCAGAGUCUGCACUGGAGGGCUUGACGGCAGAGGACCUGCGGCUGCUGCUGAACGGCGUCGGCGACAUCAACGUGGCGGCGCUGGUCUCUUACACCAGCUUCAACGACGAGAGCGGCGAGCCGCCCGAGCGCCUGGCGAGGUUCAAGCGCUGGCUGUGGGCCAUCGUCGACAAGAUGACCCACCUCGAGCGGCAAGAUUUGGUAUAUUUCUGGACGGGUUCGCCGGCGCUGCCGGCGUCGGAGGAGGGCUUCCAGCCGAUGCCGUCGGUGACCAUCCGGCCCGCGGACGACGCGCACCUGCCGACCGCCAACACCUGCAUCUCGCGCCUCUACAUCCCGCUCUACUCCUCACGCCACGUGCUCAAACACAAACUCCUCCUCGCUAUCAAAACUAAAAACUUCGGCUUUGUCUAAAUCGCUGCCAAUUUUAUAUUUCGUUUAGUUUUAAACCCAUUCAUGUAAGACUGCUCUUAUAACUUUUAUUUUGUAAGGUCGUCUCGUUUGCGUAACACGAAAAGCAUCACGCUGUAGCGAAUGGAAAUAUUAGUACUAUUUAGUACACACUUUACACACAUGUAUGUUUUAUAUUUUUUGGAAAAUCUUUAAUUGCUAUGGCUGUUUUGAUUGCGAUUGAUUUAUCUGCAUCAUGAUGACUCUAACAUAGACAAAAAUAGACUAAUCGCAAUUGUGAAUAGUAUCUAGAUUUGACUGAAUGGGUAUUUUUGACUGAAUAGUAAUAUUCAUUAUACAGUAACUUGUUUGUUGGAUGAGAAAGCAAACUAUACAAUGGUCUGCACAAGUACAUAGUUAUGAUUACACAUAGGCUCAUAGACCAUAAGUAUUUAAUGUCAUGGGAAGUAACCAUUGGGCAUGUUGAUCAAUAGAUUUGAAGUGAUUAAAAUUGAUAACUUCGUUUACGGCGCCUUGUAUGGCCUAAUUUAACAGUGCAUUUUGAUUGCUUUCCUUAUUUCUUAUUUAUUUCACCUUGCUGUAUGAAAAGAGGCAGCAUUAUUCAAAAAUAUUCAAGAAUAUUUUAACUGUUUAUAUAGCUUUGUUAUAUAGUAAAAUUAUAUAAGAAUAGAGUAUGAUGAGAAUAUACUGCUAAAACGAGUGGGGCAAGCUUGGGCGGAUAGGCGGAUCCGAUCGACGGUGGUAUUUGUGAUAUCAGAGGAAGUAUUUAUAUGCCUCAAUCUCUAAAAUUAAGAUUAUAAUUAGAUUGUCCUUUGAUCAGUUGUAUUGAUAUGGUUCAUAAUAAACAAUCUCAAAAUGCUUA